AUGUCGAGAGAUGAUACCUCACUACAUUCCUCUCGUCUCAAACCAGGCGAAUUUCCUCCUCUUUUAACCAUCCCUCCUCUUUCUCUACCUCACAAACUCACACUCAUCGUCCUUCACGGCCGUGGCUUCAACGCUGAGAAAUUCCACUCUCCGCUACUCGCAUCUCCCUCCCCCGACCCAGGAAAAACAUUCCGCCAAUGGCUUCCCCACGCUCGUUUCGUCUUUCCCACUGCACCUCUCGCCCGAGCAACCAAGUAUCGCCGUUCCCUCAUUCACCAGUGGUAUGAAGGCACCGGUGACUGGGAGCCCGAGGCUCGCGGGAACAUGCGACCUAGCGUUGAACAUAUUCACGGGAUAUUGAGAGGCGAGAUAGACGAGCUGGGUGGCGAUGCAGGGAGGGUGGUGUUGAUGGGGUUUAGUCAGGGCGGUGCUAUGGCAUUGAUGAGUUGGUUGCUUUGGGAAGGACGGAGUCUAGGCGCUGUGGUGAUCAUGAGUGGCUUUAUGCCUCUGGCUGAGAGUUUGAUGAUUGAGGACGAAGAUGAAAACAUGUCUGAUGAUGAACUGUUUGAGAGGGAUGAACAAGAUGCCAGAACGCUGUUACAACGGGCUAUCGAUGAGCUUCGCGAAGAGGCAGAGCUUGAACCUGCACCACCGAUGACUUCCUUCCAUUUCCUGAAAACCCCUGUGUUUAUGGGUCAUGGCCGAAAAGACAAAGAUGUCGAGUAUUCUCACGGCCAAGAGGCAGCUGAGUUUCUGGAGCGAGCAGGAAUAUAUGUUGAGUUGAAGAGUUACCCAGAGUUGGCACAUUGGUACUGUCCUGGAGAACUGGGGGACAUAGCACAGUUCAUAAAUAAACAACAGUUAGGAUUGUAA
Fusarium sp. VM40 is the source of this 873-nucleotide messenger RNA. NCBI's taxonomy places the organism in Eukaryota, Fungi, Ascomycota, Sordariomycetes, Hypocreales, Nectriaceae. The record is from the annotation of a GenBank genome assembly.